Messenger RNA from Syngnathus typhle (broad-nosed pipefish), 2385 nucleotides. RefSeq names its product fibrinogen C domain-containing protein 1-B-like. The record is from RefSeq and is a predicted model, not a curated record. Bases 116 to 1675 code for a protein of 519 amino acids. Lineage: Eukaryota; Metazoa; Chordata; Actinopteri; Syngnathiformes; Syngnathidae. The transcript is spliced from 8 exons.
CUUCACGUCACUUGGCUAAACACAAAAUACGGCAGUAGACGCGCGCAGAACAGACAACACGUACACAUCGAGGGACAUUCGUACGGAGUAAGCAAGAAUAGAAGGAGAGCGCAAAAUGUCAAAUGACAAGUGGUUCGAGAUGAACCAAAGCACCCAGAAGCUGAUCGGCGAACCACCGAAGCGCAAGUUUGUUCAGAUACGCUGGAGCUCCAUUCUGGCGGUCCCCACGCUCCUGUUGGUCGUGCUUUUCAUCCAAAACAUCGUCUUCUUCUACUUGAACAGGCCUCAGGACAUCGUCAAAGAGUUGGGCGCGCUGGUGGCGACUUUGCCCAACAGCAUCCCGGACCGCAACUGCACCGACUUCGCCUGCCACUGGGCGGCGCUGCAGACCGCGUUAGCACAGCCGAAUGCAAGUCACGUCGCGCUUUCCAACUACCUGGAGACGAGUCAGACAAGGCUGAAGGCAGGUCAGGAGGCAGGUCAGACGGCAUUGGCAGAGCUGAAGGCAGGUCACGGCACCAUUUCCAGCGACCUGGAGAAGACUCAGACCGCAUUGGCAGAGCUGAAGGCAGGUCAGACGGCAUUGGAGGCAGGUCAGGAGGCAGGUCAGACGGCAUUGGCAGAGCUGAAGGCAGGUCACGGCGCCAUUUCCAGCGACCUGGAGAAGACUCAGACCGCAUUGGCAGAGCUGAAGGCAGGUCAGACGGCAUUGGAGGCAGGUCAGGAGGCAGGUCAGACGGCAUUGGCAGAGCUGAAGGCAGGUCAGGAGGCAGGUCAGACCGCAUUGGCAGAGCUGAAGGCAAGUCACAACGCGGGUCAGAGCCUGCUGGCCAAAGCCUGGCAGGAGAUUAGCAGCGACAAAGGGCUUCUGAGUCAGACACUGAAAGACCUGAAGACGGACUACAACAGCAUGUCUCGGGCGCGCUCACAAGAGAACAAGGACUUGAGUUCGGCUUUGUCCAGCCUGCGGCAGAAGGUGGUGGAUCAGCCCACCCUUAACAGGGAACUCCAUGGUCUCAUGCCCAGAGACUGCAGUGACAUCAUGGCGGCGGGAAAGUCCAAAAGUGAUGUCUAUUACAUCUUUACAGGGUCCAACAGCAUCGAGGUUUACUGCAACAUGUGGCAGGACGGGGGAGGCUGGACCGUGAUCCAGAGGAGAAAGGACGGCACCGUCGACUUCGCUCGGGGUUGGAACGACUUUCGAAAGGGCUUUGGACGCCUCUCCGGAGAGCACUGGCUCGGCCUGCAAAACAUCCACGCUCUGACGGCCUCGGGCGAUUACCAGUUGCGGAUCGACUUCACCGCAUUCGACGGCGCCAAAUACUACGCUCUCUACAACACGUUCACGGUGGGCCGGAACUCGAUGGACCCCGACAAGGACGGGUACCCGCUGUAUGUGAGCGGCUACUCUGGAAACGCAGGCGAUCGUUUCACCCAGCAUUCUGGGGAGAUGUUCACCACCAAGGACCGCGACCAAGACAAGUGGGAUAAUGGCAAUUGCGCCACCAGGUGGGAUGGCGCUUGGUGGCACGAGUACUGUCACUGGACCAACCUGAACGGGCUGUACAAGGCAACCGGCACCUGCAACGGUCACAAUGUAAUCUGGAAGGAUUUGGGGUCAGCACGGUUUACCUGCCUGAGAUUCGUGGAGAUGAAGAUCCGGCCCAGAAAGUGAGCGGUCGGCCGGCGGAGCCUGGGAACGGCAUCCCCGUGGGAUCACGUGGGUGCUGCCCGACGUCACCUGUAACUCCAUCUGAGGCAGUAUUUCAGCUCAAAGUAUUUUUGUUCAUGCCUCUUAAUGGUGAUCAAUGAGGCGGAAAAUUUUUCUGUGUCGUUUCCCACGGACCCGUCUUAGUGACGGACCACCAGCAAAAUCUCCGCUAGAAAAGGCCAGGUUUUCUAAGCUGUUGACUAGCCAAGUUAUAGUUACAAGUUUCUUAAGCCUUAUUAACCACCUCUCACGCCUGUAUAUGCAGCUAAUAAGGUAAUGAGGGUGACGUUUUUGUGUUCCAUUGCUGAAGUCGCAUUUGAUUUAUGUACCUUGUUUAUCCGUAGCAUUGUAGCUUACAGCUGAAUGUAUUCUCACGUCAGUAAGGACUGUUAAAGUAAUAUUUCAUUACAAGUGUUUUAGGAGUUAAGUUUCUUUUUUUUUUUGGAAAAUUUGGAUUUUGGGAACGAGGCCAACUGAUUAAUUUCUCCACCCAUUCCAGCAGUCUCCUUUUUGUCCCCUCCCUUUACGAAGGUUGAGUUUUACAAUCCAAAGAGGUUUGCGACGCCAUCAGUCUCGCUGGAAUGACAAAUGGCGAGUGGAAUUGUCGUUGUUUGUACAAACAAUGGAGAUGUUUCACUUUUUUCCCUUAUUCAUUAAACUUUCUCUUGAUAAUC